AGUAACUCGUUCCUGUAUGGCUUUUAAAGUCGGGAUCGAGAUUCGCAGACGGCAUGUUUUGCAACAGACGUGACAUUGUGGUGUUUUUGAAAGGUUUUUGACGUUUUAUGCAUUUGUAAAAGAGAAGCAUUCAGAAUCCAUACAUCAUGGGUGGUUCACAGUCGGCGGAGAAGCAGGCUACACAGACAAACAACUUACAAACCCAGCACACCAACCAGAAUUACCCUAGUGAGUGUCCGAUGCAUCAGGGAACACAGCAGGUUCAACAGAGUUAUCCCAGUGAAUGUCCGAUGCAUCAGGCAACACAGAAGACCUACCCCAGUGAAUGUCCGAUGCACCAACAGCAGAACAAAGCAAACGAUGAAGAAAUUGACCCUAGGAAUAUGAUGCCUCCCCCCAACCAGAGGCCCUCUCCUGAUCAGCCAUUCCCCCUGUCUACGGACCGAGUCGUGUCCAACAUACCAAAGACAGGCAGUGAAGAGAACUGGGUCUAUCCUUCUCCUCAGAUGUUCUGGAACGCCAUGCUCAGAAAAGGAUGGCGGUGGAACAAGGGGGACAUUGAGGAGGAUGACAUGGAUAACAUUAUCAAGAUCCACAACGCUAACAAUGAACAGGCCUGGAAGGAAGUGUUAAAGUGGGAGGCACUACACGCAAGAGAGUGCUCAGAGCCCACAUUGAAGCGUUUUGGAGGGAAAGCCACAGACUACUCUCCCAGAGCCAAGAUAAGACAACGACUCGGGUACUCACUGCCAUUUGAUCGCCAUGAUUGGAUUGUAGAUCGUUGUGGUCGAGAUGUGCGAUAUAUCAUUGAUUAUUAUGAUGUGGGUGAUGUAGAUAAAAAGACAUACGAGUUCACAGCGCUUGAUGUGCGGCCAGCUUUUGACUCGUUCACAGCCGUUAAAGAUCGAUCAAAGGUUGCAAUGAUGAGAUGGAGCAUGGAAUUAAAGGACAAAUUCUCAUUUGGUUCCAAAUCUAGUGAUAUGGAACAAAGCAAAACAUGACAAGAAUUGGUUUGAUGUAUCACAUAAACUUGAACAUUUCGUCUCUGUGAUUGCUCAUGCUUCUGUGUGCAAGUCUAUUAUGUGACACGAUGGAAACACGGCCUGUUGUGACACCGUGUUGAUGUGACAUACGAUCAGCUGUGUUUGGUGUUGUUCUGCAUACUAUGUGAUGCCAAACACUUUUUAGAAAAAUUUGUUUAACCAAUAUUACUAUGCAAGACAUAGUGAGGUAUAAAAAAAGUUUCCUUAAACAACUUUUGUGGGAUUUUUUUUUUUAAGUGUAUGUCUAUAAAGCCAAUAUCUAAUACAAGUGAAAAUUUCUGAUUUUCGGAUUUGUUUGUGAAAUGAAUUGAUAGUUGUACCUGCUUUAACAGUAUUUUCAUCAAGUCUGAACAGCUUGUCAACACCUGUGUCGAGUAUAAAACAGUGUGUUAUUAUGUCCCUUGAAUUUUCUCUAUAUGUCAACUAAUUUUUAAAAGCUUGCUUACACUAUGACAAGUCUGUACUAGUGUUUCACAUUUUCUAUUUAUUACAAAAGUACAAAAUAAAACAUGUUUGCAUAGUAUAUAACAGCAAGAAUUUGUCAUUAUCAUGGAAUUUGUGAAUGAUUCAUCAUUGUUGUGUAUGAUUGUUGAUGCAUGUAGUUAUGCAACAUUAAACUCUACCAAACACAUAA
Messenger RNA from Ostrea edulis (European flat oyster), 1677 nucleotides. RefSeq names its product holocytochrome c-type synthase-like. The coding region runs from base 147 to 1001 and encodes 284 amino acids. NCBI's taxonomy places the organism in Eukaryota, Metazoa, Mollusca, Bivalvia, Ostreida, Ostreidae. The transcript has 6 exons. The record is from RefSeq and is a predicted model, not a curated record. Gene Ontology annotation, biological process: cytochrome c-heme linkage. Gene Ontology annotation, molecular function: holocytochrome-c synthase activity. Gene Ontology annotation, cellular component: mitochondrion.